AUGGGGAAAAAACAUGCGUACAAGAGACUCAAUAAGGAGUACAAGCAGAUAGAGGCGAAUCCUCCUCCAUUCAUCAUUGCUCGACCAUCGGAGUUGAACAUCUUGGACUGCCACUACGUAAUAACGGGCCCGCCGGGGACCCCGUACGAGAACGGACAGUACCACGGGAGAAUUACGUUUCCGAACGACUAUCCAUUCAAGCCACCUCGGAUCAAGAUGUGCACCCCGUCGGGCCGUUUCGAAAUCAAUCAGCGGUUGUGUCUGAGUAUGAGUGACUUCCACGAGGAGUCGUGGAACCCUUCCUGGUCGGUGGCGACGAUCCUUACAGGGUUGUUGUCAUUUAUGACCGGGGACGAGCGCACGACCGGGAGUAUUGUGACGUCCACUCACACGAAAGAGCAACUGGCGGUCAAGUCGAAGGAGUUUAACACGUAUUCCAACCCUCCAUUCAAGGAGGUGUUCCCCGACCUUUGGGAGCAGAACGUGGCGGAGCUGAAGAGCAGAAGGGCCAAUGCAAACACGCAAAGCCGUGCUGGCCAGGAUGUGGCUGCGGGGACGCCCAGUGUCACGGAAAGUGAGGUGGUUGACAACAUAGAGAAGAUCCAGGAUCCGGAAGAUAGGAUACGUGCCCGUGCCGGAAAGAAGGAGGCCCUAACUAGUGACAAGAACAACGCAAAAACCCCAAAUAAGUACUAUCUGUACGUGAUACUGGUUGUCGUUUUGGUUUUUGUUGCCAGAAGUGUGAUUUGA
Messenger RNA from Pichia membranifaciens NRRL Y-2026, 750 nucleotides. RefSeq lists its product as hypothetical. The transcript is spliced from 3 exons. NCBI's taxonomy places the organism in Eukaryota, Fungi, Ascomycota, Pichiomycetes, Pichiales, Pichiaceae. The record is from RefSeq and is a predicted model, not a curated record. Bases 1 to 750 code for a protein of 249 amino acids.